This is a messenger RNA of Babesia sp. Xinjiang, 738 nucleotides long. RefSeq lists its product as uncharacterized. The coding region runs from base 1 to 738 and encodes 245 amino acids. The transcript is spliced from 5 exons. NCBI's taxonomy places the organism in Eukaryota, Apicomplexa, Aconoidasida, Piroplasmida, Babesiidae. The record is from RefSeq and is a predicted model, not a curated record.
AUGAAACGAGUAUAUCUGCUGUCUGGUGUAUCCGCGCUUCUCGCUGCGAGAGGAGCUGCCGCGCUACACGCAGUCAACGAUGGAUUCUCGUUACCACAUAACACAGACCUACAAUUCUCACAUAUGGGCAAAAUAUUUGGGCCAUACUCGGAACCACAAGCUAACGAUGCUGGGAAAUCGCCAGAAAACUUAGAGUCGACAACUACACCAGGAGCUAUCGAAUCCAAAGGGACAAAGGACGAUAUCCAGGGUGGAUCGGAACGAUCUAUGGACAAUGUUCCAGUAGCAGAUUUGAAGAAGGCAGACAGCAACGGGGGAAGUACGACAAACAAUGCAAAUACAAAUAAUACCGCAAAUACAACAAAUACGAACUCGACGCAUUCCGAUAAUAAUAGCAAACUGGAUCAAUCGCAAUCUUAUCACAGCGAAGUGAAGCAUGGUAACUCUAGCUAUACGGGGGACACAUCGACAAACGUGACUAACAACUUCUUUAACCCGCCAAUACGUGACGCAGCAUGGGAUGGUUACCCAAGAGAAGCAAGACUGGAACUCCAGUAUCUAUGGAAGAGAAUAAACCUUAUCGAUGACAAGCUAGGGAAUCUCGUGCCUUUAGCCGGAGGUGACCCACGGCUAAACCCAAACAAUCGCAAAGGACUCAUUAUCACAUUUGACGCACAGUCGGACCCAGAAAGUCCCACCGUAAGCCUCGACGAUAGAAAGGGCGACGAUUAUUUUUGA